Bursaphelenchus xylophilus (pine wood nematode) is the source of this 813-nucleotide messenger RNA. The record is from the annotation of a GenBank genome assembly. Lineage: Eukaryota; Metazoa; Nematoda; Chromadorea; Rhabditida; Aphelenchoididae.
AUGUCCCUCAUGUUUGUGUUAUUAUUUUUAUGUUUUAAAAUUGUACAAGCGGAUUUGGGUAUGUUAAAAUCAAAAAAUAUUUUACAUAUUCGAAUUCAAGUACUUAAGGCGUGUUGUGGAGUUGAAAAUAAGUGUCAGGAAUAUCAAAGGCCCGAGGAAAUGUUCGGGGUCUCCUGUUGUGGCCAAGACCCCAUUAAUCAAUUCACUGACAUUUGUUGUGAAAAUGUAACUCGCCAUCGUCAGCAAGGAGGCGGGUUUGUCGACAAAUGUUGUGGAAAUCAAACGUUGAACUUUGACCAGACAUGUUGUCGAGGAAUCGUAUGUCGUACCGCUUAUUAUUAUUUAUUUUAGGUUCACAAUGUACCAAAUGGAGAAUGUUGUGGAUCCCAAGCUUAUCCAAGGAACAGCGUCAAUGUCCUUUGUUGUAAUGGUACCCUUAAUACAAAUGCUGAUCCCGGCUCCAGUUGUUGUGGAAAUACUCCCUAUGAUGGUGGCUACCGUGAAACUUGUUGUGGAGGACAAGUCUUUCAGAAGGAAUUGUUUGAUGGAUGUUGUCGGAUUCAGAACUCGGAUCCCGUAGAAUACCGGCAAUUUAAUUCGCGAACACAUCUCUGCUGUGAUCACCCAAUUGAAAGAAAUUCCAAUAUGAAAUGUUGUUACUUGAAUAUGGGGAACGGGACGUUUAUCCCCAAAAGUUACGACUUUUCAACCAACUGCUGUGCUUAUCCGUACAAGCAGAUCACCCCAAAAAUGGGGGAAAAAUGUGUCCCCGACCGCAUUCAGCCCACUAGAAGGCCCGAUCCCGAAGUGUAA